Messenger RNA from Spodoptera frugiperda (fall armyworm), 2030 nucleotides. RefSeq lists its product as uncharacterized. Gene Ontology annotation, biological process: protein localization to plasma membrane. Gene Ontology annotation, cellular component: plasma membrane. The record is from RefSeq and is a predicted model, not a curated record. NCBI's taxonomy places the organism in Eukaryota, Metazoa, Arthropoda, Insecta, Lepidoptera, Noctuidae. The coding region runs from base 127 to 1734 and encodes 535 amino acids. The transcript has 5 exons.
CAUCAAUUAUUAAAAUUAUGUGGUUUUGUUAAAAUGCUUGAAUUGUACUAUUGAGUAUUUGAAUUUCAAAGCAAAGGGAGUAAAGACAUUGAACUCACAUUAGGUAUAGUACCUAUUUAAACAAAAAUGAAGUUAUUUUCGUCAAGGAGGAAUAGUACGUUAAAGUUAACAGAGCUCCAAAGCAAUAUUCAAGCGCUCACCGCGUUGUACAUGCCAAUGAAUUUAAAUACAGAGUUCCAUAAGUCUAAGGUGGCAGCCGUGAAGAAACUGCAUUUCAUUUUAAGACACACAAACAGAAAACUGCUCCAGGAACAAGAUUUUGAACCAUUACUUCUGGGGUCUCUAACCCUGGUCUAUUACUUUGGCAUGCGAAUUAAAUUAAACAGACUCAUCUCAAAGUAUUGGCAUUGGUGUGGCAGACGUCAUUUUCAUCAAGCAGAAACCGCAUUUCAAAUAACUAUGGACAUGCUGUUACCAGAAUGCAAUGAAGCUACAAUCAAAAUUACUCUUAAGUUCUUUACAGAGGUGCAACUUUGGUCUUAUGAGAGUUUCGUUGAACAAAUCCUGGAAGUGCUUCUGUUCUUCGACAGAGGGAAGACGACACUCUUCAACAUCAUGCUCACUGACAUUCACUAUGUCCUGUUCAUCGACGUGGAGUCGGUGACCAGGCAUCGCAUGAGAGUCUUGUACAAUUUACUCAAAAGUUCUAAUUGGGUAAUUGAAAAUGGAAAGCUUUUACCGUUCGUCACACGAUUGUUAGAUUUUUUCACUUAUAGCGUAUCAAAAGAUGACGGAAGGACAUCACAGUACAGGUAUCUUAGAAAAGGUUUCGAAGUAUGUCUGCGUCGAAUCUUCGAAAGAGUGGAGAACAAGCAUCGUAAGUUGAUAAUAACUACAAUGCUGAACUGGUUCUCAAUGGUUAACAUGAAUCAGGAGCAUGUUCUAGAGUUCUCCACGUUGUUAGACCACGCUGCCGAAUUCUAUCAAGUGGGUGUAUACAAAGAUAGCUUCGGCCAAGGAUUGAUUGAACAUGUGCUCGUGAACUUGGUAGGGUCGUCGAGUGCCACCAACAGUCUUGUUGGUUGUAGGCUUAUGCUGAAAUUCUUAGACCGCGAGCACAACUCACAAUUUCUCGUAAUUCCAACGUUGUUUUAUGAAUUUUCACAGGUGCGACUGAAAGUUGGUAAAUAUGACAUCAAAGACAAGCUCUUCAUUCGAUAUCACAGGGAAAAGCUAAACAAUAAUCUGUUGAAGGCGAUUAAAAGACACGGCACCAAUAUUGUGAAUCUGAAAACAAUAUACACAAUAGUGUGCUGCAUGGUGCUGGAAGUACCUUGCGGGCUGACGGCUGCAGCCGCCGCUUGUAUCGUGAUGGCCAUACAAGACCAGGCUCUGAAUGGAGAGAACAUACCGGCGCCCUGCAGAUACUGGCUGCAUGCCGUCGUUGUGUCCAUCAUGUCCCUGAUAUGUUGGGUCCACAAGGCGCCCGUGCUCUACACCUACGUGAACCACAUUGUAGCACGCCGAGCGAAGGAGGCUCCACAACUGAACCCCCCAUUGAUGUACUUUUACAAGAUUGGCAGGCACCACGUCACUUGGAAUAAACCUACUCUAUUCUUUGAAGAUUGGGAGUUACGUUAUGCGCUCUGGAAACAUUUCCAAGAUACUCGGACCACAUCAUUUAGUAAGCAGACCCCUUCAAAAAAAGUGCCUUCACUCGAUUUACAAAAUUGAAAAGAAGAAAGUCUUACAUACAAGUUGAAACAAUGUUUACAAUGUUAAGUUCAAUUAGAAGUAACGAUUGAAUUGUCCGUGUGCGAAUAAUGAUAGGUUACGAGACUUAUUGGAUUACCAGAUUAUAUCGGAGGAAGUAAUUUGCGAGGAUCCUGCUAUGCUUUGCAGCACUUCUGGUCUUAUUAGUUGUGAAAACAGAAGGACGCAACAAGAAGGUGGUGAUCCACGUACCAGUGAAGGUGAAGAAGAUAAAGCACACGCACACGGUGUACAAGACCAUCCACCACCACCACAAG